GGGGUUCACCGUCAACCCUACUCGUAGGGUCCAGCAGCACAACGGGGGCCGCAAGAAAGGAGGGGCCUGGCGGACCAGCGGGCGCGGGCCCUGGUAAGAGGGAGUGGAUUGCUGUCUGGAGCAGGGCUUCCAGGGAGAGGCGAGGCUCUGAGGAGAGGCCUGCCGAGAGGGGCGGGGCCAAGCCAGUGACAGUAGGCGGAGCCGGUGCGGUGGCUGAGAGCAGGGCCGGGAUGCGAGUUCCUGGUGCAAUGGCACCAAGGGUGGAGGAGCACGGUGGGGAGGCGGAGCCCUGUGAAACUCGGCUGUGGGACUAAGAGGCAGGGAUUGAGUGAGAAGGGGACUGAGGAUCUAGGGUUGGUCCGGUGACAGCGGCUGAUGAACAAGGCUGGGGUUGUAUCAGAGAGAGUCUGCAAGGGAGAGGACAGGGGGAGGGCAGGAGGCGGGGCCUGUGCUGGAGGCGGGGCCUGAGGUUGGCAGGUGUGAGAGGAUGCACCUUCGCGAAGGGGGCGGGGCCUCGCGGACUAGGCUCGAAGCCUGGCGUGAGGACUUCACUCUCAGGGCGAUGGUGCUUAUCGUGCACGGCUUCCCUUCCGCCGUGGCCGCCCUUCGGUUCGAGUGGGCCUGGCAGCACCCGCAAGCCUCACGCCGCCUGGCUCACGUGGGCCCGCGCCUGCGCAGCGAGGCCGCCUUCGCUUUCCACCUGCGCGUGCUGGCACACAUGCUGCGCGUGCCGCCAUGGGUGCGCCUCCCGCUCACCGUGCGCUGGCUGCGCGCCGACUUCCGAUGUGACCUCUGCCCACCGCCACCGCCGCACAUGCCGCUGACCUUUGGGCCUCCGCCGCCCCGCGCCGCGGCCCCGAAGCGCCGCGCCGGACCCUUAGCUGACCUGGAGUCCGAGCCUGACCAAGAUACCGAGUCCUGCUGCGCCCUGUGCGCGCGCUCCUUCCAGGACGAAGAGGGCCCCCUGUGCUGCCCCCACCCUGGCUGCCGCCUCAGGGCCCACGUGAUCUGCCUUGCAGAGGAGUUCCUGGAGAAGGAGCCAGGGCAGCUUCUGCCCCUAGAGGGUCAAUGCCCUGGCUGUAAGAACUCACUGCUGUGGGGAGACCUGAUCUGGCUGUGCCAGAUGGGCACCGAGGAGGAAGAAGAGAACUUGGAAUUAGAAGAGGAACACUGGACAGACAUGCUGGAGACCUGAUCCUCCGCCCACUGCUUGUUUGUGCCACUCCUGUGGGUCUGGGCGGUUUUUACUUGAGCACAAUAAAGAGUCUUGAGUUAACGGAA
Molecule: messenger RNA, 1281 nt
Organism: Lynx canadensis (Canada lynx)
Lineage: Eukaryota; Metazoa; Chordata; Mammalia; Carnivora; Felidae
Gene: SLX1A
Product: SLX1 homolog A, structure-specific endonuclease subunit
Exons: 6
Coding region: 488-1195 (235 amino acids)
Biological process (GO): double-strand break repair via homologous recombination
Cellular component (GO): Slx1-Slx4 complex
Molecular function (GO): 5'-flap endonuclease activity; crossover junction DNA endonuclease activity
Source: RefSeq, a predicted model, not a curated record